AUGGCUGCGAAUCUAAGGAACAAUGCGUUCUUGUCUUCUCUCAUGUUUCUUCUCUUAAUUGGUUCCUCAUACGCAAUCGCAAGUUCAGAGAUGAGCAGAAUCUGUGACCAAACCGUAAACCCAUCUUACUGUCUUAAAUUCCUCAACCCCAAAUUCGCAUCUCCUAACCUCCAAGCCUUGGCCAAAACCACACUUGAUGCUACACAAUCAAGAGCAAAAGCAACGUUUAAGAGACUCAACGCUAUUAUCGAUGGAGGAGUCGACCCUCGAUCCAAGCUAGCGUACAGAUCAUGCGUAGAUGCAUACGAAAUGGCCAUUGGAAACAUAGAGGAAGCUUAUGAGCAUUUGGCUUCAGGAGAUGGCAUGGGGAUGAACAUAAAAGUGUCAGCUGCAUUGGAUGGAGCUGAUGCAUGUUUGGAUGAUGUCAAGAGAUUGAGAUCAGUAGAUGCUUCGGUUGUGAAUAACAGUAAAGGAAUUAAGAACCUUUGUGGUAUUGCUCUUGUUAUCGCUAACAUGUUACCGCGUGGAGCUUAA
Molecule: messenger RNA, 534 nt
Organism: Microthlaspi erraticum
Lineage: Eukaryota; Viridiplantae; Streptophyta; Magnoliopsida; Brassicales; Brassicaceae
Source: the annotation of a GenBank genome assembly